AUGGCAUCACACGAAGAAGUCUCGCUCUCGGAGCCUGGCACCAGCGACCUCCAUCACACACGCAACGUCGAGGCAGAUGCACCAGCAAAUGACACUGGCGCAUCAGGCGCUGAUGGCACAGCCAUGACCGACGAGGACGCUGAGAUCGAGGCGAUGAAACAGAGAGUAGCGGAGAUGGAGGCGGAAGCGGCCAAGCUUCGCGAGCUGCAGCAGGCGGCGGGCGAGGCGGGUGGCGCAGGCCUCCAUCCCACCGAGGAGGAGCGCGAAGAGGUCGACUCGAGGAGCAUCUACGUUGGCAACGUCGACUACGGUGCGACGCCAGAAGAGGUGCAGCAACACUUCCAGAGCUGUGGCACCAUCAAUCGAGUCACGAUCCUCUGCGACAAGUUUACUGGGCAUCCAAAAGGAUUCGCAUAUGUCGAGUUCGCAGACCCAUCGCUGGUCGCCAACGCCAUGGUGCUCAACGAAUCCCUGUUCCGCGGCCGACUGAUCAAGGUCACCGCCAAACGCACGAAUAUGCCGGGCAUGGCAGCACGAGGGCGCGGUCGAGGUCGCGGGCGUGGCCGUCCGUUCCGUGGACGCGGUCGUGGCCGUGGUCGAGGUUACUACUAUUGA
Kalmanozyma brasiliensis GHG001 is the source of this 615-nucleotide messenger RNA. RefSeq names its product RNA recognition motif domain protein. Lineage: Eukaryota; Fungi; Basidiomycota; Ustilaginomycetes; Ustilaginales. The transcript is spliced from 2 exons. Gene Ontology annotation, molecular function: RNA binding. The record is from RefSeq and is a predicted model, not a curated record. The coding region runs from base 1 to 615 and encodes 204 amino acids.